AUGGAGUGGACUUGGUGGAAAGAUUGGUGGAGAUUGAAGAAAUGGCGACAACGUAAUUUAAACAGUAAUUUUAGUGAUGAUGAUUUUUAUGAUUUGGAUUACUGUUAUUGUGAUGAAUGUAUUGGCGAACUGUCGGACGGGUGUGACAAUGAUGACGGGUAUAUGGUCGAGGAUGACCUUGACGGCGAGGGGAAGCAAGUAUUGGUGGGAAUAUGUGCUAUGGCCAAAAAAUCACAGAGCAAACCUAUGAAGGAGAUUUUAACUAGACUUGAAGAGUUUGAAUACAUUAAAGUUAUUGUUUUUGGUGAAGAUGUAAUACUCAAGGAACCUGUUGAAGAUUGGCCUGUUGUUGACUGCUUAAUUAGCUUUCAUAGUAAAGGAUUUCCAUUAGAUAAAGCUAUUAGUUAUGCUAACUUACGUAAACCUUUUAUUAUUAAUAAUCUUCCAAUGCAAUAUGGUAUACAGGAUAGAAGACGAGUUUAUGCUAUUUUAGAAAGCGAAGGAAUUGAAAUACCUCGUUACGCCGUUUUAGAUCGUGAUUCAGCGGAUCCCAAACAUCACGAGCUAGUUGAGUCUGAAGAUCAUGUUGAAGUUAACGGCGUGACAUUCAAUAAGCCAUUUGUGGAGAAGCCAGUGUCUGCUGAAGAUCAUAAUAUUUAUAUUUAUUAUCCGACUUCUGCUGGUGGCGGCAGUCAAAGAUUGUUUCGUAAAAUUGGGAGUCGAAGCAGUGUUUACUCACCAGAAUCCCGUGUCCGUAAGACUGGUUCCUAUAUUUACGAAGACUUUAUGCCCACUGACGGUACCGACGUUAAAGUUUAUACAGUAGGACCUGAUUAUGCUCAUGCGGAGGCAAGGAAAAGCCCAGCCUUGGAUGGAAAAGUUGAAAGAGAUUCUGAGGGAAAAGAAAUACGCUAUCCGGUUAUCCUUAGCAAUGCUGAGAAAUUAAUUAGUCGAAAAGUUUGUCUUGCCUUCAAACAGACUGUUUGUGGAUUUGAUCUUCUCAGAGCCAACGGGAAAUCAUUUGUAUGUGAUGUCAACGGGUUUAGUUUUGUAAAAAAUUCAAAUAAAUAUUACGAUGACUGUGCUAAAAUAUUAGGCAACAUGAUACUACGUGAACUAGCACCAACGUUACAUAUACCGUGGAGUGUGCCUUUUCAAUUAGAUGACCCGCCAAUUGUACCAACAACAUUUGGAAAAAUGAUGGAACUGCGAUGUGUGGUAGCGGUAAUCAGACACGGUGACCGUACUCCAAAACAAAAAAUGAAAGUUGAAGUGCGGCAUCCAAAAUUUUUUGAGAUAUUCAAAAAAUACGAUGGAUAUAAACACGGUCAUGUUAAAUUAAAAAGGCCUAAACAGUUGCAAGAGAUAUUAGACACUGCGAGGAGUUUGCUGACUGAAAUUCAACACCGUGCUGCUGGGCCCGAGUUGGAAGAAAAGCAGGGAAAAUUGGAACAACUUAAAAGUGUCUUGGAAAUGUACGGGCAUUUUUCAGGAAUCAAUCGUAAAGUACAAAUGAAGUAUCAACCACGUGGUAGACCACGCGGAAGCUCGUCCGAUGACGAUCGUUUGGGUGAACCAUCACUAGUAUUGAUAUUGAAAUGGGGUGGUGAGUUGACACCAGCCGGAAGAAUUCAAGCAGAAGAAUUGGGCCGCAUUUUUCGUUGCAUGUAUCCAGGUGGUCAAGGUAGACACCUUAGUGGAGAAUAUGCAGGCGCUCAAGGUCUUGGAUUAUUGAGAUUACAUUCAACAUUCCGACAUGAUUUGAAAAUUUACGCGAGCGAUGAAGGAAGAGUUCAGAUGACUGCUGCUGCUUUCGCUAAAGGAUUGUUAGCGUUGGAGGGUGAACUCACCCCGAUUUUAGUACAAAUGGUUAAAAGUGCUAAUACUAAUGGAUUAUUGGAUAAUGAUUGUGAUAGUAGCAAGUAUCAAAAUAUGGUGAAAACAAAAUUACACGAAUUAUUACAACAAGACAGAGAAUUUACAAAAGAAGACAGAGAACAAAUAAAUCCCGGUAAUGCAAUAAGUAUUAAUGAUGCGUUAGAUUUUGUAAAGAAUCCAGUGAGAUGUUGUCAGCAUGUACAAAUGUUAAUACACAAACUGAUGGAUAUUGUACGAAUUAAAAAAGAUGAUCCCAAAACAAAAGAUGCCAUUUUAUACCAUGGAGAAACAUGGGAGCUGAUGGGCCGUCGUUGGGGCAAAAUAGAGAAAGAUUUUUGUACAAAAAACAAACGUUUUGAUAUUUCAAAAAUACCAGACAUUUACGACUGCAUAAAAUAUGACUUACAACACAACAACCAUACUCUGCAGUUCGAUCACGCCGAAGAGUUGUAUAUGUAUGCAAAGUACUUAGCAGAUAUUGUGAUACCUCAGGAGUACGGUUUAACAGUCCAAGAAAAACUUACAAUUGGGCAAGGAAUAUGUACUCCGCUCUUGCGAAAAAUCCGUGCCGAUUUGCAGCGCAAUAUUGAAGAGUCUGGUGAUGAAACUGUUAAUCGUUUGAAUCCGCGGUACUCUCAUGGAGUUUCAAGCCCCGGAAGACAUGUAAGAACACGAUUGUACUUCACGAGUGAGAGCCAUGUUCACUCUUUGUUGACUGUGUUGAGAUAUGGUGGUUUAUUGGACAUGGUUAAGGAUGAACAGUGGCGUCGUGCGAUGGAAUACGUCAGUAUGGUAUCCGAGCUUAAUUAUAUGUCGCAAAUAGUUGUGAUGCUGUACGAAGAUCCCACGAAAGAUCCAAGCAGUGAAGAAAGGUUUCAUGUUGAAUUGCAUUUCAGUCCUGGUGUUAAUUGUUGUGUACAGAAAAAUUUACCCCCUGGACCAGGAUUUAGACCACAUUCACGCAAUGAAAGUAGUCAUAAUUUGCAAGAAACAUCAUCGCAGUGUAACGCAAGAAUUGAUGAAGAAGACGAUGAGCUAGGUCCUCUGGAUGACGAUUUAGUAAGUCCACCGCCUACUUCAAGUUCAUCACCGCCAUUAAUCGAAACCGACCAACCAGAUUCUACCCUUGGAAGUCCAACAACUAGUCGCGCCAUCGAUAUGAUGGAUUUGGAUCCUAACAUGAUGGACGAACCAUUUGAUAGUGGAUUUCUUCAAAGCUCAGCGCCCAUUCCUAUUAGCGCGAGAACAGUCGCAGGACACGAAGCUGCGAGAUUGGGUAGUCAAUUAGCAGCAAGUCAACGUCAAAGACGCGAACGUGAAGCUGCUAAUAUUUGCGAACCACGAGCACGUAGUUACGAUCAUCAACGACAGGAUAAAGCUGAAAAAACGGCAGAAAAGCUGCAGUAUCAAAGUCUGGAUGCAGUUAAUCGAGAAGACGGGAACUCCCGGACAGAUUGGUCAACUCGGUCGAGAAAAAAUCGUAUUGCUACUACACCGUCAACAUACUACCAUAAAAACCCAACGCCCUCAAUAAAGCAGUCGCGAAAUUUAUUGGGAGUCCCAGUGAUAUUACCUCACACAUUAAGCUCGCCGGAUUUACCAGCUCCAUUAAAAGCCUCUCUAGAUGACCAUUCAGGACCUUUGAUAACCUUCCAUAAUACAAGUCUUGGUUCACCGAGUUCGAAAUCACCAGCAGCUAAAAUAGUUGAGGAACCAAUAAUGCAUCAACACAAACGUACUGCUAGAUCACAAUCAACGUUAGUACUUCCCCGAUUGGAUGUACCACCGGGUGAGUUGUUAAAACUUCAUCAUGAUCAUCAUGAUAAUCACCAGGACCUACAUCAGUUCCCAAGUGUUAAAAAAACAAAACGUUCGCGAUCACUAUCACCGUGUCAACUUCUACAAUGCCACUGUUACAAUUGCAAUGUCUCUGAAUUAAUUCAUCAAGAUUUAAGUCCCUCUGAGCGUAUUAACUUGCAUACAUAUUUCGAUCGUUCAUUAUCACGAAAAUUUACCAAUUGUUCGUGUUAUAAAUUAAACAAUAUUAAUCUAAAUGAUGAUGUUAAUAAUGAUGUUGAAAAAAUAAUCGCUAUUAACAGUAACAGAGCCGAAGAAAUAGAUAAUAACAAAAAAUUAAAACUAUACCGUAAAAAUUCAUUACCCGUGUCAAUAACGACCGAGUCGACUAAGCAUGUGAAUUCCAUAAACUUUAAUUGUAAAUCACUCCUGUAUGAUAAUAAUGAUUAUGAUGAAUGUUAUGAUACGAGUGUUUCAAUGGCAAAUAUUAGUGACUGCUCGCACGAUACUGUUAUUAAAAAAAAAACCACUAUUACUACUAUCACUGCUACUAUUUCAACAAAAACUAUUACUACUGGAACAACAGUAAUUAAAUCCUUGUCCAAGUUCCAAACGCAACGAUCCUUAUCGUCCCCAGACACACGACCUACGAUCAUUCAACCUAACCCUACCUGCACAGCAAGGCGCCAUCGUCACAGUAUCUCCGGGCAGAUGAGUUAUUUAAAGCUGUUGGGAUACAAUGUCAACAAAAAACUUACCGGAUCAGCUAAUAGUCUAUUCAGUACUGCGGUAAUCAGUGGUUCCUCUAGCGCGCCCAAUCUUAAAGACAUGGUACCAGCGCAUGCUUCUGCGGUGGCUGCUAUUGAAGGAUUUGGUGGAGUCCCACCUAUAAGACCACUUGAAACUUUGCACAACGCGUUGUCAUUACGACAGCUUGAUUCAUUUUUGGAAAUGAUGGCUAGCUCCUUAUUUCGUACACCCGCGUCUUCUCCGCCAAAAAUUUCGUCUCCAGGUACUCAUCCGCAUUCAUUGGUUCCUGGUCUUGCAAUCGAUGCUAUCAACAAAGAUUACCGUCCUGGAGAUUUAGAACCCGUGCGAUUUAUUAGUCCUGGUUAUAAAGGGCAAGAUAAUGAAGUAACUGAUCAUCGCAAUAUUUCAUCACCAACUAGCCCAAAUAGUUUAGGAUGGAGUAGCGGUCCUCAAUCAUUUCUAUCAUCGGAACCGUCAUCGCCAGCUCCAACUUCCGCUGGAGGAAGUAGCAUGUCUAUGAGUUUGAUCAGCAAUGACGGUCAAGGGUUUGCCGGUCCAACUUAUUCCACGACUCCAUGCAUCGAAAUGAAUUUCAAUGAUUUUUGUAGGACGAUUGAUCAGGACAAUCGUGAAGGACGCGGUAGUAUUUCUUACACUGACUAUUACAGCAACGAAGACGGUAUUAUUAGAAGAGUAACGCCUAAAGAUAAAGAUAAGGAUGAAGGCUUGCAAGAUCCAAUGGAUGAUGAGGAAGACCAUACGUUGACACUCAGGCAAAACGAAGAACAGAAAAAGCAAGAUGUCAAGUCUCUUUUUGAUCAGAAAGAGAGCUUGGUGAAACCUGGAAGUAGCUUCAAAAAAAUUGGAAGAUUUCGAGUCGAAAGCAUGGAGAUAACUGAUGAGGACGUACGAAUCAAGGAAACAGAAUCGAAGAAGCCAGAUGAAUUGAAAAAACCUAAAACAAUUUCUAAAGUAAAAAAAGGAAAAUUAAUAUCACGAUCUCAAAGUGUUUCUAAUGCACAGACUGAUAAUAUUAUGGGAAAUAUUACGGAAGUUGAUCGAGAAACAAGUCAUUAUUCAUCAACUUCAUCUAUGAAAGUCGGAUCAUUUUCAAUCCCUUUGGACAAGGACUUGAGUAAUUGGAAGAACCCUGAAUCCCAAGCAGAAGUACCACCGUCGGCAUCAUUACCUUCACCUGCGAUUACUAUUAAACAAGAAGAGCCUAUUGUCGUUGUAGCUAAUUCAAUGGAAGAUAAAUCUAGGUUUACAAUUGGAUUUGAAGUAGAUGAUAACAACAAAGAUUGA
Molecule: messenger RNA, 5730 nt
Organism: Cotesia congregata
Lineage: Eukaryota; Metazoa; Arthropoda; Insecta; Hymenoptera; Braconidae
Source: the annotation of a GenBank genome assembly